CACUGACCUAAUAAGGCCAUGCAGUGUGUGGGGGACCUAUAUAAAAGGCGCGGGCUCGCGGGGACUCUGCACGACGCCGGGGAGAGAAGUCAGCUGCGGUCCAGUGCCCACAAAGACGACCAUGGCAAAGGAGUGGGGCUACGCCAGCCACAACGGUCCUGACCACUGGCAUGAACUUUAUCCAAUUGCCAAGGGAGACAACCAGUCGCCCAUCGAACUGCAUACUAAAGACAUCAGGCACGACCCUUCUCUGCUGCCAUGGUCAGCAUCUUAUGAUCCUGGCUCUUGCAAGACCAUCUUGAACAACGGCAAGACCUGCAGAGUUGUGUUUGAUGAUACUUACGAUAGGUCAAUGCUGAGGGGUGGUCCUCUCACUGGACCCUACCGGCUUCGUCAAUUUCAUCUUCACUGGGGCACCUCGGAUGACCACGGCUCCGAGCACUCUGUGGAUGGAGUCAAGUAUGCUGCGGAGCUUCAUUUGGUUCACUGGAAUCCAAAGUAUAACACUUUUGGAGAAGCUCUCAAGCAGCCUGAUGGGAUAGCUGUGGUUGGCAUUUUUCUGAAGAUAGGACGUGAGAAAGGCGAAUUCCAGCUGUUCCUUGACGCACUGGACAAAGUUAAGACAAAGGGCAAGGAGGCUCCCUUCACAAAUUUCGACCCGUCCUGCCUGUUCCCCGCCUGCCGGGACUACUGGACCUACCACGGCUCCUUCACCACGCCGCCCUGUGAGGAGUGCAUUGUGUGGCUCCUGCUGAAGGAGCCUAUGACCGUGAGCUCUGACCAGAUGGCAAAGCUGAGGAGCCUCUUCUCCAGCGCUGAGAAUGAGCCCCCAGUGCCCCUGGUGGGGAAUUGGCGCCCUCCACAGCCUAUCAAGGGCAGGGUGGUGAGAGCCUCCUUCAAAUGAGGCUGCUGGAGCUUGCCCUCUUCAGGAAAGGAAACCUGCCAUUGGAGAGCUUGGCUCCUUGUCUCCUUUUGGUGUUCCUUACUCCAAGUAUAUUUCAGUUUUCCACACUCAUAGAGCAAUGAAUACAAGAGUGUAAUACCAAGAAACCAGCUCCUUUGACAAGAUGUAACAUGAACGCAUUUGGCCUUUGUAAUAGUCAACUUUCCUAUGAAAGUAGCAUUUCUAAUAAGGUUUCAAAGAAGAAGAAACAGGUGGAGGAGUAAGGAUCUGGAAAAAUGGGUAUUUGACACUAUUUUUCUGUCAUCUUAAAUUUCACAGAACUUCAGUUUUACUAUUGUCAUACUGUGAGUUGUCCAUCUUAAAGAAGUAAGGAGUAAUUCUAUAUGUAGGAGUAGAUGUGUAUGAGGAUCAUAUAGCAACUAAGCAUAAGCCAGAAAUUAAACUACUAUGGACGCAAACAAUUGAAAUGAUGCCUUUUAAACCUUAAAUAAAACCAACAAAAGGUCCGUCAUUUAUUACAGUUUUAGCUGCUGUAAAGAUUAUCUGGUUUUGAAUAUCAAUGAAAGGAAAACACAUUCAACUGGGCGUUUUAAAAACUUUGAUCUAGUAUUUGAAUUUCUUCUUCACAAAGGUGGCUGACUUUAUCCUAAUAUUUUUCUUUACCUGAAGGAGGGCCAUUUAUUUUUAAUUUUACUACUUUCUCUUUGCAUGCUUAUUAAAAUAAAAAUUGCCUCUGGUAUCUUUCUAACUUGAGGGUGGAACAAGAAUUCCUAGAACACAAAGGAGUGAAUGACGGCACUUGAGGUAAAAGCAGUUGUACUGAUCAUCAAAACUAAUAAAGAUGUGAAUGAAAAAGAAA
Acinonyx jubatus (cheetah) is the source of this 1763-nucleotide messenger RNA. RefSeq names its product carbonic anhydrase 3 (gene CA3). Gene Ontology annotation, molecular function: carbonate dehydratase activity; zinc ion binding. Lineage: Eukaryota; Metazoa; Chordata; Mammalia; Carnivora; Felidae. The coding region runs from base 122 to 904 and encodes 260 amino acids. The transcript is spliced from 7 exons. The record is from RefSeq and is a predicted model, not a curated record. Gene Ontology annotation, cellular component: cytoplasm.